GUUCGGCUGGUUGCCAUCAUCGCAAUAGCGGGUCGUCUUUGGACGUCGACGUCCUCGCAGCAGUUGUCGAAGGGUUUUAAUCCAUUGUGGAUGGGUGCUUGGGAUUACAGCGACACAGUCCAGUUUCCUUCUUCACUCGAGUGAGUGAGUUAUAGAGAGAGAGAUCAGGUGUGACGUCAGAGAAAUGCGUGGACACGGUGAAGGACGAACGAUCCACUAGCUCCACUCGAUUUAUUUUUGGAACCCAUUGAUUGCAAAAAAAAAGGGUGAAAAGAAAACCUACACAAUCGUACACCCACGCAUCGUUUAACAACAAAAGGAAAACGAAAAAAAAUAGAAAUCCAACAUCAUGUCUUCAGUAAAAGUAGCAGUCCGCGUUCGUCCAUUCAACAACAGAGAAAUCACGCGAGAAUGCAAGUGCAUCAUAGAAAUGGGCGGAAAUACAACCGCCAUAGCAAAUCCGAAAGCGCCUCCAGGAUCGAAAGAGGCCAUAAAGAGUUUCAACUUUGAUUACUCGUACUGGUCGCACAAUGAAAGCGAUCCAGAAUUUUCUUCCCAAUCUGUUGUCUACAAGGACAUCGGAGAGGAGAUGCUGCUGCACUCCUUCGAAGGCUACAACGUCUGCAUCUUCGCUUACGGCCAGACAGGAGCUGGUAAAUCUUACACGAUGAUGGGAAAGCAGGAGGACGGUCAGGAGGGAAUCAUCCCGCAGAUCUGCAAGGAUCUUUUCACAAAGAUCAGAAAGAAUACUGCAGCAGAUAUGAAGUAUUCAGUAGAGGUGAGCUACAUGGAGAUCUACUGCGAGCGGGUCAGGGAUCUGCUGAAUCCUAAGAACAAGGGCAAUCUGAGGGUGCGAGAGCAUCCCUUGCUCGGACCCUACGUCGAGGAUCUCAGCAAGCUCGCGGUCACCAGUUAUCAGGAUAUCCACGAUUUGAUCGACGAAGGUAACAAGGCGAGAACCGUCGCCGCGACGAACAUGAACGAGACGAGCAGCAGAUCUCACGCCGUCUUCACGAUAUUCUUCACGCAGCAGAGGUACGACGAGACCACGGAUCUGUGCACCGAGAAGGUAUCCAAGAUAUCGCUGGUCGAUUUGGCAGGAUCCGAGAGGGCCGAUUCGACCGGAGCGAAAGGGACGCGUCUCAAGGAGGGCGCCAACAUCAACAAGAGUUUGACGACGCUCGGCAAAGUCAUCUCGGCGCUCGCCGAAAUCUCGGCGGGGAAAAGCAAGAAGUCCAAGAAGGCUGACUUCAUCCCCUACAGAGAUUCAGUGUUGACGUGGUUGUUGCGCGAGAAUCUGGGCGGAAACAGCAAGACGGCCAUGAUCGCAGCCAUCAGUCCUGCCGACAUCAACUACGACGAGACACUCUCAACCCUCAGAUAUGCGGAUCGCGCCAAGGCCAUCGUCUGCAAGGCGAUCGUCAACGAAGACGCCAACGCUAAAUUGAUCAGAGAACUGAAAGAGGAAAUUCAGAAGCUGCGCGAACUUCUGAAAGCCGAAGGAAUCGAAGUGCACGAAGGGCCCGACGGCAAAGUUGUUGUUGAAAAGCGGGAGACGCCCCGUACGGAGGAGGUCACCAGGUGCAACAAGGAGAACAUCAACAAUAACAACAACAACAAUAACGAUGGUACUCAGACCGGCAGGAUUCGGACGCCUUCGACGACCAUCGCCGAGGAGGCCGUGGAUCAGUUGCAGGCCAGCGAGAAGUUGAUAGCAGAGUUGAAUGAGACUUGGGAGGAGAAGCUGAAGAGAACCGAAGCUAUACGAAUUCAGCGAGAAGCCGUGUUCGCGGAAAUGGGCGUGGCCGUCAAGGAGGACGGUAACACGGUGGGCGUGUUCUCGCCGAAGCAGACGCCCCAUCUUGUAAAUUUAAACGAAGACCCAUCUAUGUCAGAAUGCUUGAUUUACUACAUCAAGGAUGGUGUUACAAGGAUUGGAUCGGCCGAGGCUAAUAUCCCGCAGGACGUGCAGCUUUCGGGAUCGCACAUCAAUUCGGAGCAUUGCACCUUUGAGAAUAAGGAGGGCGUUAUCACUUUAUCACCGCAGAAUGGCGCCUUGGUUUACGUGAACGGGCGCGAGGUUACGGAGCCUAUAGUGCUGAAGACCGGUUCCCGAGUGAUCCUGGGCAAGAACCACGUGUUUCGCUUCAACAAUCCGGACGCGGCGCGCGAGAUGCGCGAGAAAACUGCGGAAGCUGGAGACACCGUGGAUACUGCUGAACCGCCCGUCGAUUGGAAUUACGCGCACGUUGAGUUGCUAGAAAAGCAAGGCGUGGAUCUGAAAGUGGAGAUGGAGAAGAAGCUGCUGAAUUUGGAGGAGCAGUAUCGUAAAGAGAAGGAAACGGCUGAUCAGCUUUUCGAGGAGCAGCGCAAGUGCUAUGAGGCGAGGAUCGAUGCGCUCCAAAAGCAGGUGGAGGAGCAGAGCAUGACAAUGUCCAUGUACAGUUCGUACACGCCGGAGGACUUCAACAACGAGGACGACAUCUUCGUGAACCCUCUAUUUGACGCAGAAUGCAACUGGACGGAGCGCGAGUACGAGCUGGCGGCGACGGCGUGGAGGAAGUGGAAGCACCACCAGUUCACAUCCCUUCGCGACGAUCUCUGGGGCAACGCCAUCUUCCUUAAGGAGGCCAACGCGAUCUCGGUGGAGCUCAAGAAGAAGGUCCAAUUCCAAUUCACAUUGUUGACGGACACUUUGUACUCACCUUUGCCGCCGGAUCUGAGACCGGCCAUCGAUUACGAUGCGGACGAGGAGGGCGCACCACCGAAGACCAUCGUCGCCGUCGAGGUGCAGGACACCAAGAACGGGGCCACCCAUUAUUGGUCUCUGGAUAAGUUGCGUCAGAGGUUGGAGCUGAUGCGGCUGGUGUACCACACUGAGGAGUCGCCGGGUAGUCCGGAUACGCCGCAGGGCGACGACUCCCUGCUGCGGUGUCUGAGCCAAUGCCCGUCCACGACACGCUUCUCACUCUCCAGCCUUUUACCCUCGAGCAGACAAAGGCUGGAGCUGAUGCGCGAGAUGUACCACAACGAGGCAGAGAUGUCUCCAACUUCGCCCGAUUACAACGUCGAAUCUUUAACCGGCGGAGAUCCAUUCUACGAUCGAUUCCCGUGGUUCCGAAUGGUCGGCAGGGGUUUCGUCUACCUCAGCAACCUUCUUUACCCGGUCACUUUGAUCCACAAGGUGGCCAUCGUCAGCGAGAAGGGAGAUGUGCGCGGAUAUCUUCGCGUCGGCGUUCAAGCCGUUAUGGACGAGGACAAUUCCGAUCAGGUCGGCGUCAGGCAGAGCGCAAGGAUCGCGUUCGAAUCUCCCAAAGGUAUCUUGGACAGAAACGCGCAUAACUUAGAGGAUCGCAUUGUUGAAGGUCAAAACAUCAUAGACCCGAUCAAGCUAGACGAGCUGAUCGAGUGCGACGCCGAUUCCGGUCGCGGCGACAGCUCCGUCUCCUCUGACGUCAAAGAGGAGGACAUCCCGGAGCAUUUGAACGUGGGCAAAGAGUUUACCUUCAGGGUCACAGUCCUCCAAGCAGUUGGAAUCUCCACCGAAUACGCGGACAUUUUCUGCCAAUUCAACUUCCUCCACCGACACGACGAAGCGUUCUCAACUGAGCCAGUCAAGAACACUGGAAAGGGAACGCCGCUCGGUUUCUAUCACGUACAAAACAUUACCGUGUCCACGUCGAAAUCGUUCGUGGAUUAUAUUAAGACGCAGCCGAUCGUUUUCGAGGUGUUCGGUCAUUACCAGCAGCACCCGUUGCACAAGGACGCCAAACUGGAGGGUUCGGUGCGUCAACCGCCGCGCAGAAUGUUGCCACCCUCGAUUCCGAUCUCGCAGCCCGUGAGGUCGAGCAAAUUCGGGGCGUUGCCAUCCCCGUGCACCGCCCACAUCCACGCCAAGGUGGACGUACUCGUCUGGUUCGAGAUAUGCGAGUUGGCACCGAACGGCGAAUACGUUCCCGUCGUGGUCGAGCACAGCGACGACUUACCUUGCAGAGGAUUGUUCCUCCUCCAUCAGGGAAUCCAGAGAAGGAUCAGAAUCACGAUCGUGCACGAUCAGGCCGUCGAGUUGAGAUGGCGCGAUGUCCGUGAACUGGUUGUGGGCAGGAUCAGGAACAGUCCGGAAUCCGAAGACGACGAGGACAACGAUAACUCUGUUCUAUCAUUGGGAUUGUUCCCUGGAGAGUAUCUCGAGAUUCCCGGAGACGACAGGACGAUGUUCCGAUUCGAGGCCGCCUGGGACAGCUCCCUGCACAAUUCCGCCCUGCUCAAUCGCGUCACCUCGCAGGGCGAACAGAUCUUUAUGACCAUCUCGGCAUAUCUCGAGCUCGAGAACUGCGGUCGUCCAGCGAUAAUCACCAAAGAUCUCAGUAUGGUUAUCUAUGGUCGCGACGCCAGGACCGGACCAAGGUCCCUGAAGCACCUAUUCUCCGGCAACUAUAGGAAUGCCGAAGCGAAUCGCCUGAGCGGAGUGUACGAGUUGCUCUUGAGGCGCGCCAGUGAAGCAGGUAGUCCAGGAGUGCAAAGAAGGCAGAGACGAGUUUUGGACACGAGCUCCACGUACGUUAGGGGCGAGGAGAAUCUUCACGGAUGGCGUCCACGUGGCGACUCCUUGAUCUUCGAUCACCAAUGGGAGCUGGAGAAGCUUACGCGUCUGGAGGAGGUCGAGAGGGUCAGACACACCCUGAUCUUGAGGGAGCGUCUGGGAUUGGACCGGACGAGUAUCAAUAAGCUGCAGCUCGAGUACACGAAGAGCGAGAAGGAGGUGUGCAACAUGGUCGCAAAGAACAACAACAUUAACGUUACCGCAGCAACCGAGGUUUACGAGUACUCGGAUCGCGAACGCGAUCUGCUGAACCGUUGCGUGCGUCUCAUCCAAGGGCGCGGCAUGAGGGCCGAGAACACCUUGAAGGACGACGUGACCAGUCCCUCCGAGGAGAUGACCGAGAUGAGCACCAGCAUGAUGUCCAGCAUCGUUUCGAUGGAGCUGUGCUCGCCUGAGAGGGCUGCCCUUCCCGGAGAAUGCGCUCCAUUCCCACCGUUACCCGCAUCCCCGCCAGGUCCCAGAGACCCGGAGCUCGUCCUCUACGUUCCAGACAUGGAGGAGAUCAGGAUAUCGCCCGUCGUCGCACGCAAAGGAUAUCUCAACGUGCUCGAGCACAAGACCUACGGAUGGAAGAAACGCUGGGUGGCUGUGCGCAGACCGUACGUGUUCAUCUUCCGCGAUGAGAAGGAUCCGGUGGAGAGGGCGUUGAUCAAUUUGGGCACCGCCCAGGUCGAGUACUCGGAGGACCAAUCGGCGAUGGUGAAGCUGCCGAACACGUUCAGCGUGGUCAGCAAGCAUCGCGGUUACCUCCUGCAGACCCUCCACGAGAAGGAGGUCCACGACUGGCUCUACGCGAUCAAUCCGCUGCUCGCCGGACAGAUCCGCUCCAAGUCCGCUCGCCGUCAUCCGCAGACUCAGAAGCAGCAGCAGGACGCCAACGAAGUCACGGUGGCAAGCAAAUGAGAAUUACUCAACAUGGAAUCUGUACUUGUGUAUUGAGCUUGUCCUCAUCCUCUCUCUCUCAUUCACUCACUCAUUCUCUGUCUGUCUGACUCUUCGGAUAACAAAAGAAGAAUGGAAAAAAAAACAAAACAAAUUUUAGAAACUAUAGAUUACGUAAAAUCCCUUUUCGCGCUGCUUACACGUAACGUAACGUAAUUUACAUAUAUAUAAUAUAUCCAAUACUUAAAUGUUCCCCUCGAAUCACUUGAUCGAAUGAUAAACCUCUUGAUUUGAUAUUCGCUGCGAUUGAUAUUAAGGACGGAGAUGAUGAUGAUGUUGAUGAUGAUGAUGAUGACUUUAAUGAAGAAGUUGAGGACGCGACGGCGGUAAUCGGGGUUGUGAUAGAAAAAAAAAAGAA
Molecule: messenger RNA, 5903 nt
Organism: Nicrophorus vespilloides
Lineage: Eukaryota; Metazoa; Arthropoda; Insecta; Coleoptera; Silphidae
Gene: unc-104
Product: kinesin-like protein unc-104
Exons: 24
Coding region: 350-5506 (1718 amino acids)
Biological process (GO): microtubule-based movement
Molecular function (GO): microtubule motor activity; ATP binding; microtubule binding
Source: RefSeq, a predicted model, not a curated record